CCUCCGAGGGGCGGGAAGGCGCGUAGUUUGCUUCGCUCGCGCUGACUGAGAGGCCGGCAGGGCGGGAUGGGCUCCCCCUGGCACCAGGCGGCCCGGCGGCUGUACGACUGUCUGCUGCAAGUAUAUAAUGAAGGUAUCCCCAAAGACCCAUUUCCCUUUGAGGCUGAUGUCCAAGUACAUUUGAUUGGCGAGGGUUGCAGAAGUCCCUUAGAAAGUUUUUGGAAUGGAAACAGUAUGAUAUUCAUUAUGCAGAAAGCAGGACAUGUUGAACUAACUGACCAAAUGGAAGAAUCACAAAUAGAUGAUGCCACUUAUAUUUCAGAGUUUACACCACAGAAGGGUUCUGGACCAGUUGCUCUAUCUGUUACAAGAGGAAAGCAACUGAUUUCACUCUAUACAAUGGCACAAAAUCCAAACAUGACCCAUUUGAAGAUAAGCAAACCAGUUGUGCUUCCUCCCCUGUGGAUAAGAUGUGACCGCUCUGACCCUGAACAUACCUGUUGGCUAGGUGCUGAGCCUCUCAAAAAUGGGAACAAAAUCACAGGGAUCAGUUUCCAUAUAGUUACAUGUAAUGGUCCUACAGCUGAUAAAACCUGUUUUGCAAAUCUAGAAGACCUCAAAAAGGCACACAAAAUCAGACAUCGCUCAUCUGUUGUGACAACCAAAGGCUUUGCUCAAUAUGAGCUCAUUCGAGCCACUACAUUGGAGGAUACAGUGGUUGAAUCAGAGAGUAAUAUAUAUGUUGAUAUUACUUGGAAUAUUGUGGAUACGAUUCUGCAGACACCUCCACUCACUGCAGCGGCAACAUUGAACAUUAGAUUGGAAUCUGGGGACCCCAGGAGUCCUGUGUUCCAGUUACAUAGAGAAUUGCAGUUUCUCCUUGUUUUGGCUGAAGGCUUGAAGACUGGCGUGACUGAAUGGCCUGAGCCUUUGGUAGCUGAAUCAGCGGUUGAGCUCGUCAAGGAACUUCUGAAUGAUUUAAAGAAUAAACUGGAUGGAUUUAAUACAUCAGUACAUAAAAAUGAUGCAGAGAAAGUCCAGUGUGACUCAGCUGCAGUGGACAGUUCAAUAAAAUCACUUUUUAGUGAGCGAGGAGACCUGGAUUUUCCUGAACAGUUGUGGUGCAAAAUGAGAAGGAGUGUUGCUUCCUAUCAAGACUUGGUAGAGUGUUUCACACUGAUCAUAAAAUCCCUAGAACAUGGUGAGAUACAGCCUUGGAUUCAUCAAGAGAGUAGCAGUUUACUAAGCAAAUUGAUUCAACAAUCCUAUCAUGGAGCUAUGGAGGCUAUUUCCCUCAGUGGUGUCACUCCAAUUCAAAUGCUUCUGGAGAUUGGUCUGGACAAAAUGAAGAAAGAUUAUGUCAGUUGUUUCAUAGGCCAAGAACUUGCAACAUUAACCUAUCUGGACUACUUCAUAUCCACAUCAGUAGAGCUACAGGAGCAGGUUCAUCGCAUUCAAAAACUUCAUCAUAUGCUGGAAAUAUUGGUCAGCUGCACAGUCUUUCUUCAUUUCAAACAUGAGAACCUCUUCCCUUUGAUGCAGUCCUGCAUAAAAUAUUACAAAGAAAAUCCUCUGAAUGAGAAGCAUGUGUUUCAGCUACCAAUCAGACCAGCUGUUGUCAAUAAGUUCUAUCAAAAUGAUCAUGCACAAAUAUGGAGGGUGGAAAUAAAUAGUGGACAUGGUCAGAAGGAGGUUAAAACAGUAUGGCAGCUUAGUACUAAUCCUCCUGUUGAACAUAUGACUUCGAACAACCGAGAAGUACUUUGUGAUACAACAGUUAAUGGAAACACUGAAGAAAGUAUGUAUUUUAUUACCAUGGCUAACUGCAGUCAGGUGCAUUUUGCAUAAAAGAUUGCUGUUGUACAGAUAGACGCUUAGAAGGUACAGUAAAUGUAAAAUAUUGUCAGCAUAUCUGCUUCCCCAAGUAUAUCUAAAUAUAUUUUAUGGUUGGAAGAAUGAUACCCUAUAUUUGGUAGUUAUUUGCUGUUGUGUGUUGAAGUUAGAAUCUGCAUAGACCUAUAAUUCAACAGUAUGUGUACAGUUUGUUUAAAUACUUUGUAACAUGCAGUUAUUUUAAAAAAAUAUAUAAAAUGUAAUUGCUUUAAAAACUAAUUUUGAUAGUUUAUAAAUUAUGAAUAUUUUACUUGUUUACAUUGUUUUAAUUUUAUUUUUAUUGUUUGUUGUACAAUGUAGUUGACCAAGAGCAAACAGCGUUAUAAAAUCUUUGCUGGUGUCGCAUGAUGUUACAUCAGUAAGACCUAUUUGGAGAGAUGCUCUUCCAGUGCCAUAUACAUUUUGUAAAAGAACUUCAGUUUUCUCUAGUCCGAUAUUUAUAUUUUGGAGUUGUUCUUCUCAUCUAGCCCAAAUUCAGCCUUCCUUCAAAUGCAAAUAAUUGAUUUUAAUCACUUUUUUUCAUUUGUACUUUUGAGUUAUUUUCAUAAAGAACAUUUAUAUAACUAUUAAAACAUGUUGAUUUGAUUAUUUACAGUUAAAUAUAGCCUUUACAUUAGAUUUGGUACUACAUUUUGCUAGGAGGAUGCACAUUUAUCUAAUUAUAUAGCAUAACAUACAUUUGUUCUGUAAUUUGAGGCCAAAGCUUUUCUGCACAACAGAAACUGUAAGUACUGACAUUUGGAAAAAAGUAACUGCCAGCAUUCAUUCCUUUGUCAAAACUGAAAAUGAUAUAGAUGGUACCAUAUUAUUAAUUUUGACCCCAAAAUAUAGUUAAAGAUGUUUUCGCCCUGAUUUUAUAUACCAAAAAAGAAGCCUUUAUAGUUUGAAAAUGGCUCAUUGAAUCAGUGUAUGAGAUUUUUAUUUAUUCAAAUGUAUAUAAAUUAUUUUAAUAGAUGAUAGUCAGUUUAGGCCUUAGCAUAGGUUGUCAUAAAUUCAAAUUUAAAUAAAUUAAUCUGUCUUGAACAAUAAAAACACAUUUAAAUUUAAAUUAAAGUUAAAUUUUAAAAUACAGUUUAAAUGUGUGAGUAUUUUUAAGUCUUUGACUUUUAUUCACUCUUCUUGAAUAGCAGCUAAGAAAUCUAUCCAUUUUGUGCACAGUUAAUCUGACAUCCACAAAUUUAGUUUGUGUUUUGGAAUUUUGGUAAAAGUUGAACAUAAAGUCUUGCUUUGAAGGAAUCCUUUCAGGCCAAGCAAUGGCAGGUUGCUAGCCAUACUCUGGAACUAGUUCAGUUCUGUAUAAGCAGGUGCAUUUUGAUUAAGCUGGAGCAGGACUGAAUUUGGUACAGUAUCUUAACUUACAUGUCCAAGUCCUUGGAUCACAUUUUUGUGUGUGUGCAACAUUCUCUAAUAAAGAAAGAGAUGUAUAAUGAGUAGGCCCUACCAAAUUGACAGUGAAAAAUGUGUAAUGGAUCAUGAAAUCUGAUUAUUGUCGUCGUAUUGCCACCCUUACUUCUGCACUGCUGCUGAGGGCAGCGCUGCCUUCAGAGCUGGGUGGCCAGAGAGCAGUAGCCACUGGCCGAAUGCCCAGCUCUGAAGACAGCAUUGCCACCAGCAGCAGCGCAGAAUUGAGGGUGGCAUGGUAUGAAGGGGGUUGUCAUUUUGGGGGGUAGCAGACCCGACCUUUAUGGUUGGGUGACGGUGGUGACUGUCCAGGGCGCUGUGGUCACUCCUCCCCCCCCCCCCCCCACCCACCCUAAAGCCCCUUUAACCCCUGAGCGCUGGGCCAGGAGCAGGGCUGGGAGUUCUCCAGCCGGGGGUACUGUGUGCUGGGCUACAGCUGCUAGUCCCGGCUAGGCUGGGGAAAGAGGGGACUUCCUCUUCCCCUGCGUGGGCUGCUCCCAAGGCUGGGUCAGCCCUCCUUUCAGGAACCUUCCCCCGGCUCCAGGAAGCUACGCGGCCGCUGGCUGGGAGCCCAGCUCUGAAGGCAGCACCAUCACCAGCAGCAGUGCAG
Molecule: messenger RNA, 3904 nt
Organism: Trachemys scripta elegans
Lineage: Eukaryota; Metazoa; Chordata; Testudines; Emydidae
Gene: ZWILCH
Product: zwilch kinetochore protein
Exons: 18
Coding region: 67-1848 (593 amino acids)
Biological process (GO): mitotic spindle assembly checkpoint signaling; protein localization to kinetochore
Cellular component (GO): RZZ complex
Source: RefSeq, a predicted model, not a curated record